Molecule: messenger RNA, 1611 nt
Organism: Menidia menidia (Atlantic silverside)
Lineage: Eukaryota; Metazoa; Chordata; Actinopteri; Atheriniformes; Atherinopsidae
Source: the annotation of a GenBank genome assembly
UAUGAAUUGCGAAUAUUUCUCUUCAAUUUACGAAAAAAUGGGCUCCGUUUUUAAUUACAGUUAUAUUUUGGAGGUCACAAACGGAAGUUGCGUCGGUGUCUCUGUUUAACUUGACGUGUUGUUAGCCUGUCAGGCUGUGUGCGGACCGUGGAGGGGACAGCAUGUCGUACAGUGCGAAAAUAGGUCCGUCCAUCCUGAGCAGCGACCUGUCCUGCCUGGGCAGCGAGUGCGUGCGGAUGAUGGAGUGCGGAGCUGAUUACCUGCACCUGGACGUCAUGGACGGACACUUUGUCCCCAACCUCACAUUUGGUCACCCCAUGGUGGAAUGCCUGAGAAAAUCAGUAGGCCAAGACCCUUUCUUUGAUAUGCACAUGAUGGUGUCUCGGCCGGAGCAGUGGGUGAAACCCAUGGCAGCAGCUGGAGCCAACCAAUACACCUUCCACCUAGAAGCCACCACAAACCCUGGAAACCUCAUCAAAGAGAUAAAAGAGAGCGGCAUGAAGGUGGGUCUGGCCAUAAAGCCCGGUACUACUGUGGAAGAGCUGGCUCCAUGGGCUAACCACAUCGACAUGGCUCUAGUCAUGACUGUUGAGCCUGGUUUCGGAGGACAGAAGUUCAUGGAGGACAUGAUGCCCAAGGUGAGCUGGCUGCGGAGUCAGUUCCCUUCGCUUGAUAUUGAAGUGGACGGAGGCGUGGGCCCAGACACCAUUCACAAAUGUGCAGAGGCUGGUGCUAACAUGAUCGUGUCGGGCAGCGCUGUGAUUGGUAAUGACGACCCUCGUUCUGUCAUCGCUCUCCUGCGUACGGUGGUGGCCGAAGCCAUCCAGAAACGGUCACUGGACCGCUGAUACGUCCAGUUCCACCUGCCUGUCCCAGCAAAUCACAGCAGCCACCAGAGGGGACGACUCAGCAUAGACACUUCUGGGGUUGAGGUGGAGGGGUGGGUGGGCUCAUGGAGGCGUUCGCUGACGGUCAGAUACCAGAUCACUUUGACAUGGGUCAAGCAGCAUCGUGCCUGUCUAAACUUGGUCUUCCUCUCCUGCCUCCGUCUCCGUUCUGAACGGUUAACUUAAACUGAGUCUCGUCUUAAGCUUUGGAGAAAAUUUCAGGACUGGAACGUAGUUUACGCUGAUAAUGUCGGUAAACAUUCCAGAGCAUUGUUUUUAGUAUAAAUCAUUUACACAAAAUAAAAUAACCCCGAAAACAGUGUGUUUCAUAUACCUCAAUUUUUUUUUUCUGCUUUCCUUCUGAAAUCGUGUUCUAAAGAUAAACAAAUGCUCACUCACUGUUUAUUGAAUUUCUGUUAUCUGUACUACUGAGCUAAUACAUUGUGCACCAACAAAUUCCAAAAGAUCUGAUUUUGCAGAUUAAAACGUCUCAAGUGAAGUCUGGACUCUUUGCUGUUUGGUCUCCAUGGUGAUUCCAACUAGAAAGUGUGCAUUUGCAGCUUACUUAAACAAAGAAAGAGAAUUAACUGAUUUCAGUGGGAAAAACCUUUUUGCACAUUCACCAGACACUCAGUGAGUGGUGGUGCAACCUUCAAGCAGCUAUAACACUGUUAAGGCUUUUCGUUCUAAUAUUUAAUCUUAAAAAAAUAUAUAUAUAAACACA